Molecule: messenger RNA, 5119 nt
Organism: Planococcus citri (citrus mealybug)
Lineage: Eukaryota; Metazoa; Arthropoda; Insecta; Hemiptera; Pseudococcidae
Exons: 5
Coding region: 444-1535 (363 amino acids)
Source: RefSeq, a predicted model, not a curated record
GCGAAUUUUAAAGGUUCCUCAAACCCACAACAUACCAACAUUCAACACACAACAAGUGUUUCGCUUAUACAGCCGCCUGCGAACCCCUCGCGUUCCAAACUAACGUGAUUUUUAUUCUCGUUUUUUUUUUUCGUCGUUUCGCGACUCGACUGGCUUUUUUUUGGGCCCUUAUUGCUCGGUUUUGGGGCUCGAUCGUUCGAUCUUCUUUGCGGUAUACGAGUAGUUCUCGCGUAUCAGUCGGUUUUUGUUCGUGUUGCAGUUGAUUUUUUUCCUUUUUCGCGUAUAAUUGUAUUUCGAGAAAAACUUGCCGAAUAUUGGAAACAUCAAACGGAGGAGAAGAAAAUUACCCUGCAACAGGCAGCACACAAAUGAUGAGGUUAUUAGUGAAAGUCUAUUGAAAGAAUUUUUCUCAAGGUGAAAGGUGGAUCUGCUGGCGUUGAAUUAUGUUAACCUCUCAAGUAGUGCUGUCGUUGGUGAUGUUAUCGUUGAUAUUGCUGUUACGAAAUGUACAAUCGUAUUAUAUAGAAAAUUCACUCGAUUCCGAUGUCAACGAAUUUGACGACGAUAUACCUAAUGAUGCAGUCAAUGGCGGCGUCAGCUGGAAAUCGAAUGACGAUUACACGUAUCCAGAAAAUCUCAAAGAUGUCGUACUGAUGAAGGAUAAUCCUCAAUUGUACUUCGUUACGUCUAUGGACAGAAAACGUGAUAAUAUGGCCAGACUGACAGCCAAUAAAAGAAUGAUGACAAUGAUGAACAACAGUGUCAAAGAUGCUACACAAGUACCUGGCAAGCCAUCUUUGUCCAUAAUCAGCCCGCUGGAGGCGUUACAAAGGAAAGUGGCGGUUGUUUAUAAUAACAGACAAAGAGAAAGAAAUAGAGGUUUUCUGAACGAUAUUGGUAAACGCUCCGCGUUGAUGGUCAAUACUUACGAGGGCCUUGAACCUGAACAGAAUGAUGCAGUAUUACAUAUCGAAAAAAUGGUUUGCGUAUCGAAAAUGCCAGUAGGGCAUUCGUUCCGAAAGCCGUCGUUGGACGUGCUACACGAGCCAGUCCGACCAUGGCCAAUUAUUCCACCGUGGCACCCAGAGUUGAGACGUUUACUCGCACCGAACGAUGACACCGUCGAGCGUCGUCAAAGGUUCCAGCCGAAUAUUCUCACUCGCCGGCCGCCAACUCCGGAAGUAACCGACAUUAUCACGGUAAUGCCAAGCGGCGAAGAGCGGCGAUAUUAUGAGAUCACCCGCAAUGCCAACGACGAGCCGCAACUUCAACCAAUCCAGGGACCGGCAAAUUCUACCGAUCAGCGACAAAUCACCUGGACUCAGGUUCAUCGGCGAUCAACGGUACGUCCCCUCAACCGCUAUGAUUCCAUCGUCGAUGAGAUACUCCAGUCGCGGUAUGAGCCCGAGCCGAACACGGAAUUCAAUCGUCUACCACUCAACGAAGCGCCGACGACACAUCCGUUCACGAUCCUGUUGGAACGAGUCACCGCGCCGCUUACUUACGUCGAUGACAUUCGAAUUGCACCGCAAUGACCAGUUUCUUCGAUACUACCAUUGUAAAUUUUUUCUUUGUAAAUAAUUUUUUUUUUGCUUUGUUUUUUGUAUUUUUGUAUUUUCUUUGUCAAACCUGCCUGCGUGCAGAUAUUUCAAAGUUUUUUCUUAUUAUUCUCAUCAUGGCUGUUAUGUAAAUAUCAUGUUAAAAUUACUUUUUCUUUUGUUUUCAAAUUACAUACCUACGUGUAUGAAUUUUCUGUUACUUGUAUUUUCGUUUGAACUAAUUUUUAGAAGACUUAAUUUUUUGUGAUUGAUGUAUCACGGUGAUGACGUUUUUGUUCCUUUGAUUAGUAUUAAUUCUCUUUUGUAACAUUUCGUAUUAUUUCUUGUUUGAAUUUUCACCCAGUGAUGUGUUUGUCACCUUAAUUUGUUAGUUGUUUUGUAUUUUUUACUUUUUUAUGUUCUAGUAUUAAUUUUCGUUAAUUUGUACAUAGUUCCUACAAGCCGUUACUACCUCGUCGAAGGUAGAAACGACUUUAUUAUUAGUAACAUCUUUGUUUGCAUUUUCGAAGAGUUUUUUGCUUUAUAUUUUCUCUCUUGUGUUUUGCAAACCCUUAAUGCGAUAUCGUCGUAUAUUGCAACUGGUUAAGCGUGAUGAAUACUCGGCGAAGUAAUCUCACGUGAACACCAAUCGUUGAAUUGGUAUUCCAUACCCCGUGCAAACUCGAGAAUUGAUUUGCCAGAAUCGAUUUUCACGCAGUCUGAAUAGAUAUUUUUUCCACCUCAGGACAAGAUGGCGCAUGAAUCGACAAACAGGUUGAUACUGUAAGCCGCAAAGUCUCUUCAAACAAUAUAAGCCACACAGUAGGUGUAGCUAGUUUGAAGAGCACUCUUUUUUGUCCUGGUUGACACAGGAUGUGUCAUCGAACGCAACCAUUUUAUUUAUUUAUUGGACCGCAGCCCUCAACAAGCAACGGGUCAGUUGAAUGCGCAUUAUCCGACAUUCAGGUUGGAAAUGUAAGUCGCUCGCUCUCACAAGAACAUUAAAAUAAGAGGUACUCUGCCAAGGCACGAAUCGGAUACGCGAUACCUAUCGAGCCUCUCUCUUUCUAGAGUCUUAGAUUGAGGCGAGCUCACGUUAUCCGAACGUGACCUAAAAUGAAGAAUUAUCACGCUUCCCGUCCAACCGAGACGGCGCGAGUUCCACUGGACAGAGUUCCGAUGGCUCCGUGAAUAAUUCCAAUUUCGUACGUAACGCAAGAACGUUACAAAUGUUCAGAGAGCUAAAUGAAUUACCGCGAUGGUAUUCGGGAUUACCGCGGUGUAGUCCCUUUAAAAGAUAAACUGACUUUCCUCUCAAAUAAAACGAUCAGUUGCAAAGCGCCUUCUCCGACAUUCAGGUUGGAAAUGUAAGCCGCAAGUCUCCUAGAAGAACAUUAAUUUAAUAGGUACUCUGCCCUGGUAUCGCAGGAUAUAAAGAAGCAACGGAUUCGCGUUGUUUUCCUCGUGUUUUGUUGAUACCUAAAACGACAACAGGUGCUCUGCCUGGGUAACACCGAAGUGGCUGUUAAAAUCCUGCACGAUUUUUUCGGAAACUUCGGGCCAUUACCAAAAAGACAACAGGUACUCUGCCUGGGUAAACACCCACUAUUUUUUCAACGCUGGGUGUUAUUACCAAAAAAUGACAGAUAGUAUCUCCACGAGGUGAUACAAUGUUCAGGGAGCACAAUUACCGCGAUGGUAAUUAGAACUACCGCGGUGUAGUUCUCACACGAUAAACUGAUCGAGUCUUUCGAGCCACAGGAAAACGAUCGUCGAAUCGUAUCUGAAAGCUCAUUUCGGCCUUGUCACAUUGCUUGUAAUGACAACCAGUUGAAGUAUGCGCUUUAAUCGACUAUCAGGUCAGAUUUUGUAAGCCGCUCGUAACACCUCCACUAGGAGCAUAUUAAUAAUUGGUACUCUGCCACGGUACGUCUACGCGCCAAGAUGUUGAGAACUUGGGACAAGUCACCAUCAAAUCGCGAGAUCUUGAGGAGACUUGUGCUCAAAGACUUCUUCACCUUUGGGCUGUGUAGAUGAUAUUACCGAAAAUAGAUGGUAACACAUUAGGUGUUAUAUUAGUAUGCUCGGAGAGUUUAUUUUUACCGUAUUGGUAUAUGCAACUACCGUCGAGUAGAUGCAAGGUAUUAUUCAAACUGGCUCACAAUUACAGCAAGUUUAAAAUUGGUAAAUUAGUGGUCAAGGUUUACGAACCCUUCACACCCUGAAAAAAGGACAUGCUAUUAAUUGGUACUCUGCCAUGGAGGCAUACCAUGCCGACAACCUUGCGCAAUGCAGCUUGUUCGAGAGCACGGUAUUGCCAUCUCCAUUGCCAAUGGAAAGAACCGCCUGCUAGGGCGAUUGUUACCUUGAUCAUUGGCGAUGUGAGCCAAAAAUGAACUGUAACACAUAAGGUGUUAUAUACGCAUGUUCAAAUCAGGAAGACCGCUGAUCAGCACUCUUGGUCGUCGAACCAAUUGAAACCCAUCCAAAGGACAUGCACUAUUUCGGUUCUCUGCCUCGGUGUUUCCCACCUUGAUCUGGAGUCGGUCAGGUUCCCGGCCAGACGACUCACAAGUGGUGAAAUCACCGAAAAAGAUGGUGCUCUGCCUCGGUACUCACCUACCUAGUCAGCAAGCGGAUACUUGUAACGUUACUCGAAGAAACAGACUCGGACAGUAACAGUUUACGGUUUCGCAGAAGACGAAGUAGUGAAGUUACCGAAAAUGACCACGCGCCCAUUCGCUGGAAAAUAAAUCGUUGUAUUUGUCCCAGCGACUUGGCGAUUGGAAUCGAAAAGUAACAUAGAAGAUGUUGCAAGUAUGUCCGAAUGGGAUGCUGACAACUAGGGAAUUGAGAGGAACUUGGUAGCAUGGUUUACGAACCAUUUUUUAGAGCCGCAUAAGAACAUAUUAAUAAUUGGUACUCUGCCACGGUACGCACCCCGUAUCUGGAAGAAAUCAGGCAUGGUCCUGGAGGAUUCCGCGGGUGAUGACGUUACCGAAAAGGACAGGUACGCUGCCUGAUAAUGCCAUGACUUGCACGGAACCGGUUACGGGUUCCAGCAUGAGAUGUAGCGAUGACUACCUUUCUGCAAGUCAUGACACACACGAAACCGAUGACACAGCUUCAAUUAAAGAAGCCAGUUUCUUUUCGUAGUUGGUGUUGUUCGAGCUUUCGUGUUAUCAAAAAUGCCAAUUUUAACACAAUUAAAGUGUUAUAAUAUGUUCAGACGGACAACGCUGCAAGAAGGAUAUACUAUAAUAACAGGUUUCCCAGCCUGCGAAUCCCCUGCGAGAAUUGCAGAAAUCGCUGUGUCAUUAUUUUGCAUAUCGAUAAUCGCGAUCCGGCAGGCACGUGCCAUUUUUCGCAUUAUCAACCUCAAAAAAUGACAGAUUUCUUGCAGACGUCGCAGCGAGCGAUUUCGAAAAAUGGACGUAACAUACAAGAUGUUACAUAUAUAUAUAUCCAAUGCAGCGAGGCUACCAAGCACAAAAUUUGAAAUUUGAAUACCAUUCUUUGAUUAUUACGCGGUACCACCUAUACAUGAACCUGUUGCUGGGCCUUGAUGGUCGAUUAAUUUA